Molecule: messenger RNA, 1291 nt
Organism: Tripterygium wilfordii
Lineage: Eukaryota; Viridiplantae; Streptophyta; Magnoliopsida; Celastrales; Celastraceae
Product: carboxylesterase 1-like
Exons: 1
Coding region: 198-1184 (328 amino acids)
Molecular function (GO): hydrolase activity
Source: RefSeq, a predicted model, not a curated record
ACAUGCAUUCAUGCAAAGGAUAAACAUUUCGGUUUUCAAGAUUAGAGGCGGUUGGAUAGAAGAGCAGUUACAGAAUUAGCCAUUAGCGGCGCAUAUGUCACGUGACUCCGGCUUGUCAUCUUCUUCAUUGGUUCUGGAAUAAAUGUGCACCACCCUCCACUUCGACUGCGCCGACGCAAAGCUUUUCAGCAGCUCCCAUGGCUGCUGAUACUUCAUCAAGAGUCAAUUCUUCCAAUGACCUCUACGAAUACCUAUUAGGGCUUUCCGACGGCACAAUCACUCGCAGGGCCACCCAUUUCCCUGAUAAGAUCUCACCCACAACAACUGAUCCUAACCAACCUGGCCUGGUUGUUCUCUCCAGAGAUGUGACCAUCAACGGCGCAAAAAACACGUGGGCCCGCAUCUUCCUCCCCCGAGAAGCACUCGAUUCUUCCUCCAAAAUUCCGAUCAUAGUUUACUACCAUGGUGGAGGCUUCGUUCUUGGCAGCGCAGCUGGUUCCAUGUUUCAUGAUUUUUGCUCUGAGAUAGCGUCUCAAUUUCCAGCCGCCGUUGUGUCCGUCGAAUAUCGAUUGGCUCCGGAGCAUCGGUUACCUGCAGCCUACGAUGAUGCAGUAGAAGCGUUGCACUGGAUCAAAACCAAGCAAGAUGGUUUGUUGAAUGAGUACGCCGAUCUUAAUAGAUGUUGGAUCAUGGGCAGUAGUGCUGGUGGCAACAUCGCCUACCACGCAGGUCUACGUGCGGCUGCACAAGUUGAUGAUCUUAUGCCGUUGAAGAUCAGAGGGUUAAUACUCCAACAAGCAUACUUUGGUGGGUCCCAGAGGACUGAAUCUGAAUUACUGUUGGUUAAUGAUCCGCUCUUGCCUCCGGUUCUUAAUGAUCUGAUGUGGGACAUGUCUUUGCCAAUUGGUGCUAAUCGCGAUCAUGAGUACUGUAAUCCAACGGUUGGUGAUGAUGGUAAAAAAUUGUGGGACAAAGUUGGACUGUUGGGAUGGAAGGUGUUGGUCAUUGGGUGCAAUGGAGACCCUCUGAUCGAUCGGCAGAUCAGUCUGGUGGAGAUGUUGAAAGGAAAGGGUGUUCAAGUGGAGCAUCAAUUUGAUGAAGGAGGUUUUCAUGGGUCUACUAUGAUUGAACCCAGCAAGACUAAAGUACUACAUGUUUUAAAGAAUUUUUGUUUGUCACUUUAAUCAAUUGUCUCUUUAAAGUUUAAACGCUAAUAAAUUGUUGGUUUGGUACACACCCGAGUCAAGUGGUGAGAAUGACGUGUAUCACUCUGAUGAUCAUGGUUCGAAUC